This is a messenger RNA of Pangasianodon hypophthalmus (striped catfish), 3755 nucleotides long. RefSeq names its product BUB1 mitotic checkpoint serine/threonine kinase (gene bub1). Gene Ontology annotation, molecular function: protein kinase activity. The record is from RefSeq and is a predicted model, not a curated record. The coding region runs from base 240 to 3740 and encodes 1166 amino acids. The transcript has 19 exons. Gene Ontology annotation, biological process: mitotic spindle assembly checkpoint signaling; meiotic sister chromatid cohesion, centromeric. Lineage: Eukaryota; Metazoa; Chordata; Actinopteri; Siluriformes; Pangasiidae.
UUGGCUGAGUUGAACCCAGGCGUCCAAUGAUUGGUCGAAGCGGGCGGUUUAAAAAAUGUUUCGUUUUUUUCUGAGGUAAAGAUGAAAAAAAUAAAACAUAGCGGUAGAAUUCAGGAUGUUAGUGUCGAUUAGCCGUGUGUGCUAGCAAUAAAACACCCGGAUGUUAAAAAAUAAGCGUUUAGAAUAAAAUCAGCGAGUUUAAGAGGGAUUUGUUGGGACAGAAGGAGAAUAAAAGCAGAAUGGAUAUCCACUUUUAUCUGCAAGGGUUCGAGUCCAGUAUGAGGAGCUAUGCUGGAGAAGAUCCUCUGGAUCCCUGGGAUAAGUUUGUGGAUUUUUUAGACGCCAGACUGCCUCCUGAGGAGAAGAGUAACAUGUCUGUGGUGAUGGAGCGCCUGGUGCAGACCUUCCUGCAGGACAAACGCUACCACGACGACCUCCGAUUCAUCAACCACUGCAUCAGAUGUGCCAGUUACCACCCAGACCCAGUGAAAGUGUACGGUCACGUGCACGGUUGUGGUGUGGGGACGCAGACGGCCGCUCUGUACAUCAGCUGGGCUCAGCAGUGUGAGAGGAGGAACCUGAACCCUCAGGCGGAACAGGUCUAUCAGAGAGCGCUGGAGAACCGAGCGGAACCUCUGGACACCCUGCAGCACCACUACAGGUUAUUCCAGAGCAGAACAGGACGGACUCAGACCUCUCCCUCAGAUGCAGUGAGUACACCCCUGCAGGAUUCUCAGCUGAUUAAUCAGCAGCUGCGUCAGAGAGACAGCGUACAGCCGCAGUGUAAAGAUUUGGGGAACUCUCAGUUUCCUGCAGACAGAACCAUCCGCAUAAUCUCGCGGUCGGAGAAUAACCCUCGGCCCAAAAGCAGCGGCGUGACGGAGUGUGUGUCCAUGUACUGCGCGAGUGAGCUCGUGUGUGAGGGAUCAGAGCUGACCUUCGAGGAGCUGAGAGCUCGACGAUACUUUACCAAAGUCAGACAGCAGGAACUGCAGAGACAGCAGGAGGAGGUGAUGAGGAGAUAUGAGGAGGAGGAAGAGGAGGUGGUGAGAAUGAAGAAGAUGUUAGAGGAGCUGAACAGCAAACUGACUGAUGAGCCACACCUGCAGCAGGUUACUUCAGGGCCCCACCCUAUCCAGAGCAGAGAGGACACGCCUGAUCCCACCGACCAAUCAGAAUCGCCCAGCGGCCCGCGUGUGCCUGAGGCGUCUGUCACACACCCCACACACACGUCACUCGCUCAGAGACUGCAGCACACACUCACACUCACUGCACACACACGCAGCCCCGCCCCAACACAGAGUGUGUGUGUGAGCCGGGAGGAUCCGCUCGCCGGGGCGGAGUGUACGAGUCUCGCCCGGCAACGGGACACACUCGAGCGUGACGCGUCGGUCCGGGAAGAAGCUGAAGGCGACUUGAACACAGACGUGUCUCACGGAGGAUUUAAUCACUCUCACGUCACUCCUAACACAUCUCUGGGUCUAAUCUCAGCGACUCCUUCACGUGCACUUCCCUCCCCCACCGUCAACACCAGAGAGGCCCUGGAUCUGAUCGGGAACAUGUUCCAGGGACCGACUCUGCUCCAGGACUCGCUGUUCAACACCACACACAUCAACACUGCUGAGGAAGACAGCUUCGAGAGGAACUGCAGAGUCACCGGUUUCGCAGCCUCCUCAGCGAAAGCUCCAGCCUCAGCUCCAGCCUCAGCUCCAUUCAGGAUUUAUCAGGAUGAAAAUAACGAGAACAGAAGUGUGGAUCCGCAGGUGGUGAUGAAGCCCAAACCUGCAGCGCUUCGUGCCCUGAUGGAGCUCCCUGUCUCUAAAGCUAAUGUCACUCCCAUGGGGGCGGAGUCUCUUACUGAUGACAGCACAAUGUGGGGUUCUGGACACGCCCCCAUGGCCUCCUUCCCCAAUCACACGCAAGACUUUGCUCUCUCCGCCCACUUAAUGUCCACACCGCUCCACCCCUUUACACCGUACUCCAGGGACACACAGCACAGCCAAGUGGAAAGUGGAGCAGAGGAAAACCCGUACCUGCGCCAGCCUGCCAAACUGAGUCCGAUUCUGGAGCAGAGUCCCCCCGAGGAGAAGCAGUGUGGCGGUGCCGAGUGCACUCUGAGAGCUCAGGGAACGAUCAUGGGCGAGUGCGUCAGUCUGCAGGGACACGCCCACUCUCUGACUCAGCACAAUCAGACCAACAGCGCCCUCAGCAGGCAGGCGUUAGCGCCGCUCCGCACGUUAGCGCCGCUCGCCUUCCCCGAUCAGAGCAUCGCACCCACCGAGGAGCUCAGAGCCAGAACCAAACCCAGCUGGAGCGUCUACCAGAGUCCAGACGGGGAGAUCAAAACAAGUCGAGUUAGCUCAGGCGGAGAUUUUAACUCGAGCAGCCUGCAGUGCAACUCCAACAGAGAGCUCAACUCAAGCAGCCUGGACUUGGUGAGAGAACGCAAACCAGACCAGGCCGACCCAAAGGAAGAGCUGAACUCCACUGUCCUGCAGCGUAACUCGAACAUCCUGCACAAGCCAGACCAGGUCGACUCAAGCAGCCUAACCUCGCUGAGAGAAGAGCUCAAGUCCAACAGCGUGCCGCGUAACUCAAACGCAGAGCUCGACUCAAGCAGGCUGUCCAAACCAGCUCACUGUGACUCGAACACAGAGCUCGGCAGAGACGUUAUUCCAGACCGACUCAACUCACACGAAGGGUUCGACUCGAGCAGACUCCGCCCAUUUGGAGAACUCGAACCUGAGAAGCUGAACUCCAGCCGUCUGAACAUCUUCCAGGAGAUAAACCCAGAUCAGGUUAACUCGAACCACUCGCAGCUAUCGGAUGUGGAAGAAGCUGAUGUUCUGCUCCCCGAGAGGUCCUUCAACAUGAGCAGGUCUGUAAGCCUGCUUUUGGAGAACCCCCAGAUCCACCAGCGGAAAUCCUUCAUGGUUCCACAAAGCCCAGAUCCGGUGUUUAAGGCGAGCCAGGACGUUCCCAUGAGUCCAGAACCAGCUCCCGGGUUCGGCUGGCUUCAGGUGGAGAGUCCAGUCCAUCCCUCUGAGCCUGACCUGGACGUGAUGGUGAAGUCGCCGCCUCAGCCCUCCAGACCUGCCUGGAGUGUACACUCGGACCAGCACUCGUCCUCGGUUCUGGAACGGUCCGGAAUUCUGCUCUCUAAAAGAUCGUUCGGCAGACGCAAAUCUGAGAAAACGCUCUUCCCAAGUGUAAGCGCUGCAGAGAAGUCGGUCUGUGCGAGUCCCAGUAGAGGCUCUGACCCAAUCCAGGAUGUUCCCAUGAGUCCAGCUGCAGAACCGGGACUGAACUGGAUCUGCUCAGAGAGUCCCGUACGGGAGAUGGAGGCAGAUCUGGACGUGAUGAUGACGCCACAGCAGAACAGUAGAACGUGUGCGGUGGGAAAUGUGCUGGAGAUUUCCCGAAAACUGCACUGUGACGACGUUCCCAUGAGUCCCACUGCUCCGCCCACUUCCUCAGUGUUGAUCUCUGACCCGUGGGAUGAAGACGUGAUCGCGUCUCUCCUCGCUGCUCUGCGCACUCCUCUGACCUCAUACCCCAACCUGAGCACCUGGUCAUGCUGUAUUCCCUCCAUCACCCCCAAACUCACCGUGCAGAUGGGUAAGAACACCACACACACACACACACACACACACACACACACACACACACACACACACACGCACACUGCGGGAUUUACCCCGCUGUUACUGACGAGCUCUGUCUCUCCGCCAUCAUCGUGACUGUUGUCAUGAACC